Etheostoma spectabile (orangethroat darter) is the source of this 1703-nucleotide messenger RNA. RefSeq names its product peroxiredoxin like 2C (gene prxl2c). NCBI's taxonomy places the organism in Eukaryota, Metazoa, Chordata, Actinopteri, Perciformes, Percidae. The record is from RefSeq and is a predicted model, not a curated record.
ACACACACUUUAUGGGCGUGAAUUUACGGCCACCAGCUCUUCAAGCCUGAACCGGCAACUCCCAAAAUAGCAAUGCGAAUUCGGGAAGCCUCAGGAAAAAUGGCUGAAGCAGUUUCACCAGUAACUCGACAAGUACAUCCAGAACAUCGGGCAAUAAGGACCCCUUCUGUCGAUUUUCGUCUUGAAGACGUCGAAGAUUGUUUAAUUUACGACCGGCAUGGAGUCUCUGAUCCGUUCAAGAAAGUAUAUCAAGACAGGAAAUCGGUCAUAAUUUUCGUGCGGAAUUUCUUGUGCUACAGCUGUAAAGAAUAUGUGGAAGAUUUGAGCAAAAUACCUAAAGAAGCACUGGAGGAUGCUGGCAUUAGACUAGUUGUGAUUGGUCAGUCUGCUCACCAUCACAUAGAGCCUUUCUGCUCAUUGACGGGGUAUCCUUAUGAAAUGUAUGUGGACCCAGAGAGGUGCAUUUAUCAAAAGCUUGGGAUGAAGAGAGAGGAGAAAUUUACGGACUCAGCCCACCCUACCCAUGUGAAGUCUGGUAUCUUUAUGGGGCAGAUGAAGAGUAUAUGGAGGGCCAUGACUAGCCCUGCAUUUGACUUCCAGGGUGACCUACAUCAGCAAGGUGGCGCCAUCAUUGCAGGACCAGGCUCUCAUGUUCAUUUUUCCCAUUUUGACAUGAACCGUCUGGACCACAUGCCCAUUAACUGGCUCCUGCAGCUUGCCGGAGUUCAACAGACUCUGGACUUCAGCGAUAAGCCAAUCAUCCAUGUGUAGCAAGCUGGCCGCCUUCCUCCCUCUCCCCCCAUCACUGUUGGGGCCACAUCAUUCUCUGUAACAAAUAUUUGUGGACUCAGUAUUUUUGAAUCUUAUGUUAUCAUGUCUGUACUGGGAAGCUGCCUUGCCAAAAUCUUGGAUAGGUCUGAAAUAUUCUUCCUAAACCCUUUGUCUCCUUGUGAUGCACAGGGCAUUAACAAUUCUUCUCCACCGCUCAGUUUAGGGACGCUUAACUCAAGGUCUUCUUACUAGCUUAUUCUUUUCUUUUUUUCUUACUAGCUUUUUCCAGAGCUUCCAAUCACAUCUCAUGUGCUGAUUAAGGUAAAAGCUCUGAACAAAGCAAACUAGGCCAAUUUGUUCCGCGAUUAACAAAAGAAAAAAAGUUCUUGAGGUAAAAAACUAGUCCUUGAGGUAAGAUUGUUUUGUCAAAAUAUACCCUGUGGUGUGAAUGUGUGUGGUUAGUAUAGGAGAGAUAUGAAUGCAUUACUGUUUAAUUUCAUACAUUAUCAGUUACGUCUUGUGUUGUGUAAUCAGAAUCAGAAUCAGCUUUAUUUGCCAGGUAUGAGGACACAUACGAGGAAUUUUGCUUUGGAUCAUCAUUGCUCACGAUGCGCUUACUCAUACAAAACAACCAAACAAUAUAUACAAACUAUAAACAAAAACAAUAUAGACAGGUUGAGGCAAUAGUGCAAAGUAUGCAGGAGUAAAUUAUGAUAUUUUAAUUGUGGCGCAUAGUACGCAUAGAGAAUGAGGAUGAUGAAUAAAUGUUGAAUGAUGAAUUAUGUUCUUACUUGUACAGUAGUAAGAUGGUUCCAUGGUUAAUAUUUAUUAACACUUGGUGCACUCAGUAAUUGGCCCUAUCACAGAGUCUUCUUUUUAUAUUUCUCUCAUAUCCACAGUGUUUAUUGCAAGUAAAGUUGUAUUGCUAUUUC